This is a messenger RNA of Coregonus sp. 'balchen', 1987 nucleotides long. The record is from the annotation of a GenBank genome assembly. NCBI's taxonomy places the organism in Eukaryota, Metazoa, Chordata, Actinopteri, Salmoniformes, Salmonidae.
GUGGAUGUUUUAAAUAAGGAAGAAAUAGAUAAAGAGAGGUGAGUUUUCCAGGAAGGAGAUUGUCACAUGGACCUGUGUGGAUCCAAUGCACAAGCUGCCUUUCCUAGCACUGCAGUCACAGCUGCUCAGUUACUGGGGGAAAUCUAACCGUCGAAACAUCUUUCCAUCUUUUCCGAAGCAUAGUUUCCUAACUAACCAGUGCUUGUAUCAAGACAAAAACCUUACCUUUUUUAUCAGCUGGACUCUCCUCCUUCUCUCCCCAACAGAUUUCCCGUGAGUCGCGGUGCACACAUCUCUGGCAAAGCGAAACAAGUGUCUGUGUGCUACAAGAGGAAGUGUUCGUUGUCGCGUCACGGCGUCGUGGUGAGCUCCUGCGUGCGCCGCAGAGCGCCCCCCGCAGGUCGGGCUGUCUGUGACAUGGCCAACAAGGAGAAUGAACUGACCUGCUCAGAGGAAGUGCAGGCCAUACACUACAAUGACUGCUGCGUUUUCCCCGUCAACUCUGCGGCAGAAGCAGGCUCCAAGAUGGCAGGGCCGGGAAACAAGUACAGUGAUUACUUCACGGAGGUGAGAUACUACCAGCUAGCCCCAGUUCACUCCCUACCCCGUCCCAUAGGCCCCCUGAUCCUUUGAUGUUUGCAGACCUGUAGGGAGCGAUCAUUGGGACGGACCACUGCUGCGCUACAUACUUUCCAUUCCCAACAUCAAACCCUUGCCCCUGCGCUCUUGGAUCUGAGAGGGUUGGAAUUGUCACCAUAUUGCCAAUACCUCUCCAAUCCUUGCACAGUGGGUAGAUGCAAGGGAUAUAUUCGUAGACCCUGUUUAUUGGGAAGAAAAGUGUCGCUCAAUGUUAUUCUCUUUCUGAGACCAUGCAAGCGUUUUUUUCUGUUUGUUCGUUUAGCUUUUGAAGUGGAUUUUAUUGACAUGUUUUGUAAUGCCCCCCUCCUUGUGGGAAUCUUUCCUGACCAGCUAUCGAAGGAUCAUGAUGCAAUGACACGUGUGCUUUUUGGAAGGAAUCUCCGGCUAAAUGUAGCUCUGACACUAUGGCGAAGAAACGCCAGCGAACUAGUGGCGUACUUGAUCAGGUAGGAACGCUGACUUCUCAUCCAUCUUCAUGUUUGGAAGGACUUCCUCUCCAUAUACUGUUAACGAUUAAUCAACACGUUCAUAUCCAAUAAACACUGUCUUUGUUCCGUAGAAUCGAAGACACAGGCGUGCUUCUUGACUGCCUACCAGUUAUAACGAAAAAGUGAGUGUCACAGUUGAAUUGAACAUUAUAAUGGUUGGCUGUGAUGAUGACAACUUGUGACACGCGUGUUCAUGUUGUCUCUCGUUUUGCUCCCGUAGCCUUCAAGACGAAGCUCCGUGCAUAUCACUGGGCUGUUGUGUAGACCUCCUGCCACAAGUCAAAACCAUCCUCGCCAGUAAAUAUGAAGAGUGAGUUAAACUGUGGAAUUUUGUAUUUAUUUAUUUUACCCUUUAUUUUACCAGGUAAGUUGACUGAGAACAAAUUCUCAUUUACAGCAACGACCUGUAGUUGCUGCUACUGAAGAAGUACCUGUGGGAUCCACCUGAAUGCUAAUUUUAGUUCUGUCCCUUCUCCAGACACCUGAUUGUGGGUCUGCGCUGGGUUCAGUCUGUCAUUAAGAAAUGGUGGCCAGAACUCUCCGCAAACAGCAAGAGCCUGCAGGACAGCUGCUCAGAGGACAGGUAUAUUAACAGGUUUUCAUAUUUUGCUGUUCGCUCCCACGUUUGGUUUACUUAACCAUUUACAUUACAUUUAACCAACUUACUCUUUCUCCUGACAGCACAGUUAGGGUCUUAGUGGCAGCGCACAUUGAAAGGCUCCGUGCAUGAUUUUGCUACCUAAUUUGACUUGUGUCUGUUUUGCAGGAACUUCCGAGUGAUGAAGCAGCAGCUGAAGGAAUUAUGGGAGGAAGGACCCCGGUUAAGUUUAGUUCCAGGAAGUACAGGAGAGAUGGCAAAG